CGCCUGCCCGCCUGCCCGCCUGCCCGCCGGCCCCAGGCAGCACUCGCUAGCAGCGGCGCCGCGGCCGGCGGCCGAGUGGGGAGAAUGCGGCGGCGCUCACGGAUGCUGCUCUGCUUCGCCUUCCUGUGGGUGCUGGGCAUCGCCUACUACAUGUACUCCGGGGGCGGCUCCGCGCUGGCCGCGGGCGCGAGCGGCGGUGCCGGCAGGAAGGAGGACUGGAAUGAAAUUGACCCAAUUAAAAAGAAAGACCUUCACCACAGCCACGGGGAGGAGAAGGCGCAGAGCGUGGAGACGCUCCCUCCAGGGAAAGUGCGAUGGCGGGACUUUAACCAGGAAGCCUACGUCGGAGGGACCAUGGUGCGCUCCGGGCAGGACCCCUACGCCCGCAACAAAUUCAACCAAGUGGAGAGCGAUAAGCUGCGGAUGGACAGAGCCAUACCUGACACCAGGCAUGACCAGUGUCAGCGGAAGCAGUGGCGGGUGGACCUGCCGGCCACCAGCGUGGUGAUCACGUUCCACAACGAAGCCAGGUCGGCCUUGCUGAGGACAGUGGUCAGUGUGCUUAAGAAAAGCCCGCCCCACCUCAUAAAAGAAAUCAUCCUGGUGGACGACUACAGCAACGACCCUGAGGACGGGGCCCUCUUGGGAAAAAUUGAAAAGGUGCGGGUUCUCAGAAACGACCGGCGAGAAGGCCUGAUGCGCUCGCGGGUCCGGGGCGCUGACGCGGCCCAGGCCCGGGUCCUGACGUUCCUGGACAGCCACUGUGAGUGCAACGAGCGCUGGCUGGAGCCGCUGCUGGAGAGGGUGGCCGAGGACCGGACGCGGGUCGUGUCGCCCAUCAUUGACGUCAUCAACAUGGACAACUUCCAGUACGUGGGGGCGUCCGCCGACUUAAAAGGCGGUUUCGACUGGAACCUGGUGUUCAAGUGGGAUUACAUGACGCCUGAGCAGAGGAGAGCCCGGCAGGGGAACCCAGUCGCCCCCAUAAAAACCCCCAUGAUUGCUGGAGGGCUGUUCGUGAUGGAUAAGUCCUACUUCGAAGAGCUGGGGAAAUACGACAUGAUGAUGGACGUGUGGGGCGGCGAGAACCUGGAGAUCUCCUUCCGCGUGUGGCAGUGCGGCGGCAGCCUGGAGAUCAUCCCCUGCAGCCGCGUGGGGCACGUGUUCCGGAAGCAGCACCCCUACACCUUCCCCGGGGGCAGCGGCACCGUCUUUGCCCGGAACACGCGCCGGGCGGCAGAGGUCUGGAUGGACGAGUACAAAAAUUUCUACUACGCAGCAGUGCCUUCGGCCAGGAACGUCCCUUACGGCAACAUUCAGAGCCGCGUGGAGCUUAGGAAGAAACUCAGCUGCAAGCCGUUCCGGUGGUACCUUGAGAACGUCUACCCUGAGCUGAGGGUCCCCGACCAUCAGGACAUCGCUUUCGGGGCCUUGCAGCAGGGAACCAACUGCCUCGACACGCUGGGGCAUUUUGCCGACGGCGUCGUUGGCGUUUACGAGUGUCACAAUGCUGGCGGGAACCAGGAAUGGGCCCUGACCAAGGAGAAGUCGGUGAAGCACAUGGACUUGUGUCUGACGGUGGUGGACCGGGCGCCCGGCUCGCUCAUUAAGCUGCAGGGCUGCCGAGAAAACGACAGCAGACAGAAAUGGGAGCAGAUCGAAGGCAAUUCCAAGCUGCGGCACGUGGGCAGCAACCUGUGCCUGGACAGCCGCACAGCCAAGACGGGCGGCCUGAGCGUGGAGGUGUGCGGCCCCGCGCUGUCCCAGCAGUGGAAGUUCUCGCUCAACCUGCAGCAGUAGGCGCGCCGGGCCGGCGGCCGUCCCUGCGCCGGCCGCUGAGUCGCAUGGAUGGUCACAUUGUCAAUUAUGUUUCUUAAACUUUCCGCGAAACUAUAUACCUCAGUAUUCCAUCAAGGUCUGAAGGCCGGAGCACCUCCGCAAGGCACGGGGGCUGGGCGGACACGGAAGAGGCGCGGAAAGAGGGUUCAUCCCCUCCGGUCACAGGACACAGCCAGGUGCCCUCCCCGGAGGCCGCAGCCGCCCCCUCCUUGCCGGCGGCCUCCCGGCCCUCGCUCAGACUCUGAGGAGCGUCUCCAGCAACAGGGAGGGCGAAGGCGUGCGGUGGGGACCGGCAGGGGAGGGGGCGUGGGUGCCCCC
Molecule: messenger RNA, 2157 nt
Organism: Pteronotus mesoamericanus
Lineage: Eukaryota; Metazoa; Chordata; Mammalia; Chiroptera; Mormoopidae
Gene: GALNT2
Product: polypeptide N-acetylgalactosaminyltransferase 2
Exons: 16
Coding region: 85-1800 (571 amino acids)
Biological process (GO): protein O-linked glycosylation
Cellular component (GO): Golgi apparatus
Molecular function (GO): polypeptide N-acetylgalactosaminyltransferase activity
Source: RefSeq, a predicted model, not a curated record